AGUUGCUUCAACUUUCAAGGCACAGAAAACCGGUCACGCCGAGCACUCGUAAAUUUACCUAUCGAUCUCCGUACAGUAGGUAGGAAAAGGGGCCAUGGCCAUGGCCACCAGAUGCAAAACUCCGCUUCAUAGCAGAGCAAACACUGACAUACCGCUAUCACACCUCAUGGCCGACAUGAUCAUGAUGAUCACCACGAAAGAGCAAUCAAACCUCGCAUCGGCUUGUGCUCCACCUGCCGGACCUCUUCGUGGAGAGCAUCCCACCGGGUUCGUCGGAAAGAUGGACAAACGCGGCACGGAAAUGCCAUGCAGCUUCCUGAAGAAAUUUGUGUAUGUAUCGAAUACGUACAGUAUGUGCAGUACCGGUACAUGGGAAUAUGUGAUAUCUGAUUGAUGUCCGUCAGAAUGCCUCCUAAUCCUUACGUAACACGGUUAUGAGAGUGGGGACCGUGGCAACCAAUCAAUACCAUUACCGUACUAUGAGUGGCCAGUGAUGGACUUUGGAGAAGAAAUGAGGAUAUACUCCGUACAUAUCCGGACUUCGCACGUCCACCAUGAUUAUAUAGAAGUCGGCUGUGGAAGUAAUGAACGAUUGCAAUCGUUUCCAGGCGGCGGUGCUAACUGGAAGUAGAUGAUACUUAUCGGCAUAGACUAAAAGUAGAAUUCGCUACCUCUUCUCGUUGACAUUGGCGUAAGUUGGCACCGCUGCUUCCAAAUGGUGAAUCGAGGCUCGUGAGGUCCAGAGUCCCGUCCAGCUGGAGGCGUCGGCGUCAUCAAAAAAUGUCCAGAAAACAGCAGUCGCGUCCCAGGACGUUCCUUCCCUCAACACCAACACCAACAGCAACCCCAACCCCAACCACAACCCCAUCACCAUCGCCAUCUCCGCACUUGCGGCAACUCCUCAUCAAAAGGUCAAGAACAACCGACCACACUUCCAAAAGAUAGGUACGUCCAACAUGCGGACCACCAAAAAAUCAAAGCUCAAGGGUAAGAACCGCGCAUCUAUAUCAACUCCAGAAUUCAUCCCACCGCAAGCUACAUAUCACUAAUCAACGAGCAUACACAGGCCCAAGACAGCCACCCAGAAACAUGAGAGUCCCACUCACCUCAUUCCUUCGAUUUGGAACACUCCCUGUUGAGCUGCGACUGGACAUUUGGCACAAAGCUCUUCCUGGACCGCGUAUUGUUGAUCUAAAGACACGAAUACUUGCCCUACGCUGCCAGAAUCGCCAAAGCCGUUACGGGUUCUCUACGGAUUGUCCUGCCCCAGUACUGCUUUACGUCUGUCGCGAGUCUUACGAAGUUGUCGCAAAAUCAUAUACUCUCAUGUUUGCUACAACGGAUGCCUUUGCUACCAUCUGGUUCAACCCAAAGAUUGAUACUCUCUUUAUCAAUGAGGAGACGUUCCAAGGUAGCGAUAAAGACUAUAAUAUACGUCAUGAGGAUUGGGGUGAAAUAGGCUGCUUCAACUUAAUCGGUGAACGUGAUCUCAAGAAGGUGGAGAAUAUUUGUGUCAACCCUCGUUUCCUUCAUUCACGUUCGUUUUUUAUUUACGACCGCGAAGAUGAAAUAGAAGACAUACUAAACCUGUUUCCAAACGUAACGAGCGUGUCUUUUGUGGGCGCGCAGGUUAGGGGGAAGACAUGGAAUUCUGGCAUGGCUGCGUCUACGAUAUCCACGUUGGCAUUUCUCCCGACUGAGGACUACUACCUUGCCUUGGCGCGACUGGAACUGGAAUCUUGCUCUAAAAUUGAACUUGAAUCCGUGGAGUUUAUUAGCAACACGACUUUCCUGAGCAACUUUCGAAGUUGGAUCUUGCUUCCUGAAGGAUAAAAUGUGCGAGAUUAUUCAAAGGUCCAGAUCGACUCGAAAACUAUCAUGACAGAGACUUUGAAGGAUCAACUCUUGCUAAAUGUGGACUUUCAGAGACCGGUAACAAGAGAUGAGGCAACCCUGAUCGCGAGAAAAAAAGCAAAACUUGAUGUGGAUUAUACUGAUGGGACUCUAAUGCGCGAAAAGUUGACGAGUGAGAUCAACAAAGAGAAGUUGGAGGAACAUUUGGAUGAACAGUUCCGUGAAAAUUGGAAUAUCGAGUCGGAUGUAACGUUGGAUGAGAAUUCGGAGGAGGACGAGUCUUUUCAAGAGCUGGCCGUCCGGCUAUUUGAAGCUUUAGAGGAUGAAGCGGACGAAGACUCGGAUGGUGAGUUGGGUGGACACGGAGAUAUCUAAACGUCACAGUUCAGGUUACCACUCUCGUCAUUGGAAUAUCCUUCACCAUGUACAACCUGGCGCGGAAUGUCGGGGUUCAUAUGGCAGACAGCUAGGCAUUAUGGAUAUACAGCGGUGGUGAUAUGUGUUCAUUGACGGUUGUCUAUGUACUGUAGCGCCCCAAAAUAAAAAAUGC
Messenger RNA from Hymenoscyphus albidus, 2404 nucleotides. NCBI's taxonomy places the organism in Eukaryota, Fungi, Ascomycota, Leotiomycetes, Helotiales, Helotiaceae. The record is from the annotation of a GenBank genome assembly.